AUGCUGCAACCACAACACAGCGGAAAUUGUUCUCCUCCAACAACCACAACACCCCGAGACUCGAGUAACGAGCUCGGACACUGGCCCACAACUCCAUCAUCAUCGGGUCUCAAUCAACCUAAUAAUAUCCCAAAUAUUUUUGAUUCCAACAAGAUCCACAAUGCCGAUAAAGGCUAUCAUUUUUUAAAUUCCGAGUUGUACAAUAGAAAUAAUAAUAAUUCCAAUUCUGACAAUAAUUUGCUAUGUACUGUCUUUACCACGCAAAAUUCACAAUAUCAAGACCAACUAGUACCUGUAUCUAUAUUCUUGCCAUUUACACUUCGAUCUGUUCCUUUAGAAAUUAUUUCUUUUGGAGAAAUUGUGGAAUCAAAGCCCUCAAAUUACGAAUCAUCAAACGCAGCAACAAAUUCUGCCCGAGAAUUAUUUCAUCAAGUUGAAAAAUUUUGGAGAAAGUUCAAAGGAGAAUUUGUACAUCCAUAUCCAAUUGGAUUUCAAGCAAUUUUAAGAUUACGACGAAGAAGACGAGUAAAAAAAUCCCCUGAGGCUGAUUGGAUUUCAGACACAGCCAUUGAGAGGAUUCAAUUAAAGCUAGAAAUUAUUAAAGGGGAAGUAGGUCCUCAAUUUGUGGUCACUGAUAUCUCGAGCAGUAAAGGAGUGGGACAACGAUUUGUAGGAAGUAGCUGCUCUCAUCCUUUUACAGAAGCAUUUCAAUUAUAUCAACCAGAUGAAGUCCCAGACACAAAUGAAAAUGGAGAAAUAAUAGAAUAUUCAUAUCUCGAUGUUGACACUGAUGAGCUGACAGGAUUAAGUGCGUUUGGUUUUUGUGACCUUUAUUUUCAAAGCAUUCUCAACAGCAUUGCAAAACAGGCUCAUCGAUAUUUACCUGAUCAAAUUAAUAUUUUCGAUGGAAGAAGCAAGGAAUUUUGGAAAACGACGCUUGAACGAGAAAAACAAAAACUAAUGAUGGAAAUUGUAGAGUUGGAAAAAAAGAAACAAGUUCUCAUGAAACUAUCCACCACAAAACCUAGCACACGCGACAGUAGUAAUCCUGUCACCACCAAACCAAGAAGAGUGGUCAAGAAGAGAACAAAGAGACCUGUAAUGGAUGUGGAAGACACUCCAUCUUUUGCUGAUGGAGAAGAUUCAUUGAAAGAAGCUGUCUCAGAUUCUGAGCCAUCUCAACAACAAAUUUCUCCCAAUAAUAUCGGCUCUGCAUCUUCCAUUGUCUCUCCCAUUAAGAAGAUUAAAAUGGAUGGAACGGCCACCGAAGAAGUAUCCACACCAAAUCGAAUUGAGGCUGUUUUUCCAACCACAAACAAUAAUGCUAUGGACCUGCAGAACGAUCUCGAAAUUGGACCUUCUUCGAGUAGCAUGCAUGACGAUUUGGAGCUACGACUUCUUAAAGGUUCACCUCAUCCGCCUUCAUCAAACCAUCAAUCUCCAAUCAAACCCUCCAACAUGCAGCAAUCCCAACCAACCAUUGAAAAAAGGAAUACCGUAAGCCAAGAAUCCAUUGCAGAAGAUAGUGACAAGGAAGAUCAACAUGUCCAUGUAACGCCGACCCGUAUGUCACUUGUAAAUAUGCCAAAUUCACCCAAACUUGAGAAAAUUAACAUUUCACCUGCCAAGAGAAAUCCCAUUUCCUUAGAACUGAAGGAUGCAGUAGACAUUAUGGAGGUGUCAAAGGAAAAAGAGACAUCAAUUCAACAAUCAUCCUUGUCAUUAACUCCACCGUCACAUCAGCAGCAACAUGUUCAAUCGAAUUCUCCAGAAUUUGCAAUUCCUGCUUUACCAUCAUUGCAACCGCUCAAAAAGAACGCCUCCCAGACUCAGCAGUCACAACACUCUAUUGAAACAGCUUCCGUUCCACAAACAUCUCAACCUCAAGCAUCUAUUUCCCAACACCAUGACGACAAUACUUCGAAACCAAAAUCUCAGAGCGAAGAGGUCGUUAUAAAACCAGGCUCGACUAUUACUCAAGAUUCUCCACAAUUAGAUGAAAUUAUUGAUGAAGAUGGAGAACGAGACGGUGACACAAUGAAUGGUGUCAGCGUUACUAAGGACGGUGACAUUUCCAGAGAGUUAGCCCAAAAACAUGACGAAAUGGUUACAGAGGAUGGUCAUGAUAUCCAGAAUUCCAAACCUCAAAAAUCAGAUAUCAUCACAGUGAACCCUGCCGCAGAAGUUAAAGAAACAGAGAUUGUUCAGGUACUGUUUGACACAACCAGUGCUACUGUUAAACCUCAAACGGACGACAAACACAUGGAUGACACUACCACCUUGUCAACCACCACCUUAAUGCAAAAUCAACAAGGCAAAAAUCCUAACAUUACCAACGAAGUCGAUGACGAUGCAACUCCAACGGAUAUCAUCUUGGAAACAGAUCAAUUUUCCAACUCGAUCAAAGAAAGGGUUGAGACAAAAUUGUCUCCUCAGCUAGCAGAGGAAAUAUCGAAUGCCUCACAUUCCAUGCAAACAGCAAACCAAGAGACAACGUCAGAAAUUGUUUCAAAAAUUGAAUCCACGUCACACCAAGAGAUCAACAUGGUCACAACAACAACUGCAGAUCAAACAACCACUACUUUAACAAAUGUCUCACAUGCCUUCAUGCCAAUACUCGAAGUUCAGUUUAGUGGUGAGAUGCCGUCACCAUCCUCUGCAAAUAGCAAUAACAGCACUGGCACAACUCAUUUCGAAGCAGCUACAGGUCAAGAGGUAGCUAGUGUGAAAAUAUCCACUGCAGGUGUUGCCAGUGGUAUGAUCACAAACGACCAUAGUGACGAGGAAACCCCCAAAGAUCUCACACCUCCAGUUCAAGUUUUUGAGGAUACCUCAAAGAAUUUCAACCCAUUGGUGAAUGACACCCCCUCAAAGACCAAAGCCAAAACAGAGAUAACUAUGCACAAUGAUGAAGAAAUUCCAGCAACACCAACACCUGCUAAACCGCUGCUCACAGAUGCCUCUUCGCCCGCUCGUACAGAAUUAGCAACACCAACCUACGAACACACACCAGCAAUGGACAUGUCAAGCAAAACAAUAAUUCCUGCCACCAUUGUGUUAGAUCCUUUAGAGCUUGGAGGAGAGGAUGACAUGGUUGAUGACGACUUUGAUAGCAAUGACGAAGAUGACAAACAGCCAAUCUCUACCCCACCUAAUAAUACGAGUCGAAUAUUGUCCUACACCACUCCUCGUUCAGAAAGAGGAGAAGAUGGAGCUUCCAUAUCCAGUCAAGCAGCUGUCGAAGAAACUCAAUAUCCAGCAAUUAAGAUUGAUUUAGAUUUAGGACAAUUAUCGCCAUCAAAAAAGAACAAUCCAUUCAUGCAAGCACCAGUUUGUGAAAAUGAACAAUCUGAAUCGGAUGAAGAACAAGAGUCCCCUAAAACACCAUCUCCAACAGCACUUGGCUUGAAUAUACAAUUUUCUUCUCCUCCCCUUAUUAAUACCAUUUCACCCAUUGUUAAAACGAGUGUGACUUCUCCCAUUGUUUUCAACAAUAACAAUUCCAAAGCCCUCGACUCGUUUUUGAACCAACCAUGCAAGUAG
Molecule: messenger RNA, 3543 nt
Organism: Naegleria lovaniensis
Lineage: Eukaryota; Heterolobosea; Eutetramitea; Acrasida; Naegleriidae
Exons: 1
Coding region: 1-3543 (1180 amino acids)
Source: RefSeq, a predicted model, not a curated record